AUGUAGCAAUAGUCGUAGCUUGAAUUGGAGGCUUCUAAUUCAACUGAAAGGGCCAGAUUUGAGCAAUCACCAUAAAAAGACAAGCAUGAAUUCUUCAAUAAUGAUGACAAUACUAUUACCGCAGGAGGACUUGAGAGCACCAGGAAAUAGAUAAUUUAGUAAAAAUUGCAAAGUAUUCAUACACAAGCAUUAUCUCAAUCUGACUUUAAAGGGAAUAAUCUAAACAAUGUUGCUAACGUAUAAGGUGCGAAGAAAAGAAAGAAGCGUCACAGAGAGAUAUCAAUGAGUGAUAUAAUGCCUAAAUUCGAAAACACUUAGUCAAUGCUAGAGAAUACUAAUUAUUACAAUUAUAACAGUACUAUCACAAACACUUUGAUGAGAGGACUUAAUGGAGGGAAACUGAGUUUUCUAAAUUUUAUCAAGUUAUAUCCUAACAUCGAAGAGCUUUCAUUUAUUGGAUUUUAUACUGCUCUAGAUAUAAUGACGAUCAGGUUACUUUGCAGAGACUGUGCAUUGAUAUUUAACGAAGACUUAUAAUUUAACAUGAUCAGAAUUGGGAAUCUGGAUGAUCAAAUCAGAAUCAAUUUUUGGUUGCUUCAAGCGCCCUUUUUUGAUAUUGAAAAUGAGCUGAAAAAAUUGCUUAAUCUUGGUUCGAUUUUUGCUAAUGUUUAUGAACAUCUUAAGUAAAUGCAAGUUUAAGAUCCUACUUUGGCUUUUCUAUUGCCAGAUAUUGGCUAUUGCCAAGGAAUGAAUUUUGUCGCUGCUGUACUAUUCUCCUAUUUAAAGGAUGAGGAGCUUACCUUUGAUAUUUUCCUCUCACUACUGGCAUCAAAGGAUUUAAAGCCACUCUAUGUAAAUGGCGUACCAGAAUAUCACAUUAGGAAUUUUAUGCUUGAACACCUUGUGAAAUAGCAUCUUCCAGAAAUUUUCUAUCAUUUUCGCAGAUUGCAGCUUAACAUAGAGGUUAUAACUGGUCAGUGGCUAAUGACUUUCUUUUGUGGGUAUUUUCACUAUGACAGCAUGCUUCAGAUUAUUGAUAAUUUCUUUAUUGAUGAUUGGCUAGCAGUUUUUAGAAUCUCUCUUGCUCUUUUGAAGAUGUUUAAAGAUGAUAUUUUAUCAAAUAAUGAUCUUGCCUUUGUUGCUUCUUACUUUCAUUAACUCAAAGAUAAGACAGAAACCAUACCGAUGCAAGAGUUAUUAUAUCAAUCUCUUGAAUUCAAUAUAAAUGAGGAUACCCUCGAUAUGCUAGAAAGUUAAUACUUUUUGGAAUAAGCAAAGAAAAAGUUAGUUGAGGACUAAUCUAAAUGGGAUGUAAAUGAAACUCAUUUUCUCAGUUAAAUCACUAACUUCAUUAAAAAAUCUGAGCCUCCACUUAAAAAAGAAAUAUAGUCACUAUAAAAGAAACUGAUUCAGAUUGAUCAUGAACUUAAGAAGUAAGUGCAAAUAACUUCCAUGGCCAAAAUGGAAUACGAGUAAGCCCAGGAAGUUAAGGAUCAUAUUCUCGAAAAGAAAAAUAUCCUAUACGGAACAUAUACUACACUAAAGAGGGAUAUACAUACAAGGAAACAAAUGCACAAGAUGACCAUACUUGCUUAGAUUCUUAAAAAGAGACGUGACUAGACUGUGAGUGCUUCAGUUGAUUACAACAUGUCCUCUGAUCCUGAAGAAGGAGGAAAUUCUGAUUAUUAAGAUGUAUAUCAACAACCAAAGCCAAAACAUUAAGAUGAUUGGAAUUACUAGUCUCAGAUUAUGAUUGAAAAAUAGGAGACUCCCCAAAAACAUGCAUAAAGCAAUCAACGAAUAAUAAACACUGAGACUUUCGACCCAAAGAAAAAUGCUAAGGAAAUAAAAGAACUAGAAAUGGAUGUAUAGAGAAUUGAGCAUAGGAUGAAGGAGAAUGAGUAUCUGUGCAAUAUAUAUGAGACCACCUUUAGCGAGAAGAAAAGUCUCUAUGAAAUUGAAAAGCAGAGAUUCGAUGAUUAGACCGAGUCUAAAGAUAAGCUGAUGAAUCAGAUUAAUGGACUAAUGAUGGCUUUUGAAGCAUCGAAACAAUAAAAGCUAUCGAUAUACGCUGAGUAUCUAAGAGAGAAUUACAGGGAGAAAUACAAGAUCGAGUUCUGA
Messenger RNA from Stylonychia lemnae, 2121 nucleotides. The record is from the annotation of a GenBank genome assembly. NCBI's taxonomy places the organism in Eukaryota, Ciliophora, Spirotrichea, Sporadotrichida, Oxytrichidae.